GGGUCCGAACGUAUAAAAACGCCAGAGGCGCGCGGCGUGGACAGCAAUUAGUUAAGAGCGCGCCGGACGCGAAACCAUAGAAAUAUACCCACCGCGAUACGCGAAGCUGAAUGAAAACAGACAACAUGGCAUUGGUGAUUAAGUGCAGGCACAGCCACAGUUACAUCUAUUUACUCUGCCCCAUUCUGCUGAUGUUCAUGGCAUGGCAGCUGGGCGCGGGGGAGGUUGGGGCAGAGGCCAAGCAGCUGCCACUGGCUGCUGAUGCCGGAAUUCGUCACGGAUCGUACGACAAUGGCAACGAUGACGUUGCUGCACUGGUCCGAAAGCGCCGCCAGUUAUCCGACUGGCUAAUAGCCCCAAACACACGCUGGUGCGGACGUGGGAAUUUAGCCAAUGGCACCUACAACGACCUGGGCGGCGCAUCGAUGGCUGACAAAUGCUGCCGGAAGCACGACCACUGCCAGCUGUGGAUAGACGGCAUGUCGACUCGCUACGAUCUUUUCAACUACCGCCCCUACACGCUGUCCCACUGCAGCUGCGAUCGCCGCUUUCGCACCUGCCUGAAGAUGGCCGGCGAUGAAGCGGCGAAUGCCAUUGGCAAGCUCUUCUUCAAUGUGGUGCAGACGCAGUGCUUCAGCCUCAGGGUGGAGACGGUGUGUCUGGAGCGUGGUGCCGGCAGCUCGGGGCAGUGCCUGCGCGAAGACCUACGCCAAAAGGCCGUUCUGCGAAACAACAAACGGUUCUAGAAGGUUCUCUCACAGGUGGAACAGACCUGCACUGGACAUACACUGGACAGGGACAACAAAUGAUAGCCAAUAGGGCACUAUCAGGUUUGGUCUGGCAGUGUCCCAAACGUGUCAGCAGCAUAGCUAUGAAAAAGGAGCGCAACCCGAACCACUCCACCAGUGCUACAGCUACAGUGCUGCAAUUAAGUUUGCAACUUAAUGGGAAAAUCAUUGCAAAAUGUUUUUUUUUACUUGUAGUAAAAGGAGGAGAGAGAGAGAGAUACGAUACGAUACCCAUUUAUGUAUUAAGCUUAUGUACGAGUAUGUAUAUGAUUAUAAGUGCGUAGUAGUCGAUACGGACAUAGAUGUAGCUGUAGCUGUAGCUGUAGCCAUUCGUCUAGUUUAGGCCAUCAAAUCAAAUCCAAUAUAUAGGCUGCCAGAAAAACAAAGUUUUUCAAAUAGUUUUGUAGACAAACAACACAAAAAUAUUGUCUAAGUAUGCAUGAACCCUUAAUUAGUUUACUACGAGCUAGUCGUAAUUCAAAUAAAACCAAUUUCCAAAGAAA
Messenger RNA from Drosophila persimilis, 1291 nucleotides. RefSeq names its product acidic phospholipase A2 PA4 (gene GIIIspla2). Gene Ontology annotation, molecular function: A2-type glycerophospholipase activity. Gene Ontology annotation, biological process: phospholipid metabolic process; arachidonate secretion. The record is from RefSeq and is a predicted model, not a curated record. Bases 111 to 746 code for a protein of 211 amino acids. The transcript has a single exon. NCBI's taxonomy places the organism in Eukaryota, Metazoa, Arthropoda, Insecta, Diptera, Drosophilidae.